AUGAAAAUUGCUUCUGUUUUACCUGAGCAGGUAAGGGUGUGAGGCUGGGAAUAUAUCACUUGGGAGCUGAGGAGAGAACAAUCUGGGUUCCUCUGCCCGCCUGCCUUUCUGAGUCCUGGCUCCCACCCACAGUGGAUACCCAUUCAUCCAGCUGGGAAAUUUCGUCUGAGCAAAAACGGAGAGGCGCCUGUUCCCUUCACAGAACUACAGUUCCCAGAGAGUUUCCCUGGGAAGAAGGGUUGAUUCUUAAACCACUCUAGGGAUUGUGACUUCUGUGAGUGGAACCGGGGUCUCCCCGAACAAUUCUCAGCACAAACUUUUGUUGUUGUUUAGUCGUUUAGUCAUGUCCGUCUCUUCGUGACCCCAUGGACCAGAGCACGGCAGGCACUCCUGUCUUCCACUGCCUCCCACAGUUUGGUCAGACUCAUGUUUGUAGCUUCGAGAACACUGUCCCACCAUCUCGUCCUCCGUCGUCCCCUUCUCCUUGUGCCCUCCAUCUCUGCCAACAUCAGGGUCUUUCCCAGGGAGUGUUCUCUUCUCAUGAGGUGGCCAAAGUAUUGGAGCCUCAGCUUCACGAUCUGUCCUUCCAGUGAGCACUCAGGGCUGAUUUCCUUAAGAAUGGAUAGGUUUGAGCUUGUUUGGAGGUUCUAGCAGGGGAGCGCAGCUAUCGUAUACCCUUGACCGAAGAACGGUACACUCCUUCUAUCUGGGAUGGUCGUCCUCUUCCACCGAGCGCGCAGCUUCGGGAGGGACGCACAUGGAGCGGUGAGGGAGGAAGGGGACACCCGCCUAGCCAGCCAGAUCAGCCGAAUCAACCCUGGCGAUCAAUGGGGUGACAGAUGUCGCAGCCAGAUCGCCCUCACAUUUUUGUACUCACAUUGAGUACAAAAAGAGUAUUAGAAUUGAUUCAUGAGUUUGGUCGGGUGGCGGGAUUUAAGUUGAAUAAGCAAAAAACUAAGGUUUUGGGGAAAAACUUGACACCCUCAGAAAUAGAUCGGUUUCAGAAGGAAACAGAACUAAGUGUGGUAAAAAAGUGAAAUACCUAGGGGUUCACUUGUCAGCGAAAAAUUUGAAUCUAUUUAAAGACAACUAUGAAAAAUGUUGGCUGGAAAUCAAAAAGAUUUGGAAAUCUGGUCAAGAUUGAAACUUUCCUUGUUAGGUCGAAUUGCUGCUAUAAAAAUGAAUGUAUUGCCGAAAAUGUUAUUUUUGUUUCAAACCCUACAGAUUGUGGACAGAGUGGAAUGUUUUGGAAAGUGGCAGAAGGAUAUAUCCAAGUUUGUUUGGCAGGGCAAAAAGCCCCGGAUAAAGUUUAAAAUACUAACUGACUUGAAAGAAAGAGGGGUUUGCCCUGCCGGACUUGAGAUUAUAUUAUGAAGCUGCGGCCUUCUGCUGGAUGAAAGAUUGGUUACUUCUUGAGAACACUGAUGUUCUAGAUCUGGAAGGGUUUGAUAAUGCUUUUGGUUGGCAUGCAUAUUUGUGGUACGACAAGGUAAAGGUUCAUAAAAUGUUCAAAAAUCAUAUUGUUAGAAAAUCAAUAUUUAUGGUCUGGACAAAAUACAAGGACUUAUUAGAGGGUAAGACUCCGAGGUGGCUUUCACCAGCAGAGGCCAAGGCCCGGAAAAAACCUAAUAUGGAGGUUGGUUGGCUGAAAUAUGGGGAAAAAGUAGGAGAAACUUGGAGGCUGCAGAGUUAUGAAAAAUUAAAGAAUAAGGUGCAAAAUUGGCUUCACUAUGCUCAAAUUCAAGAGGUUUUAAGCUGGACAAAAGAACAGGUUUCCAGGUGGAAAAAUCGAAACUAGAGACAGAAUUGUUGGAACCAAAGACCAAGGUACUUUCGAGAAUGUAUAUCUUGCUGCUUAAAUGGAACACUCAGGAUGAGACAGUCAAAUCAGCCAUGAUAAAAUGGGCUCAGGACAUUGGGUACAACAUUAUGUUUGAAGACUGGGAAAGGUUAUGGACCACUGGUAUGAAAUUCACGGCAUGUAAUGCCUUGAAAGAGAAUAUUAUGAAAAUGAUAUACAGGUGGUACAUGACCCCAGUCAAGCUUGCUAAGAUAUAUCAUUUGUCUGAUAAUAAAUGUUGGAAAUGUAAGGAGGCUGAAGGGACAUUCUUUCACCUCUGGUGGACUUGCCCAAAAGUGAAGGCCUUCUGGGAAAUGAUCUAUAAUGAGUUAAAAAAGUGUUUAAGUACACUUUUCCCAAGAAACCAGAGGCCUUCCUACUGGGCAUUGUCGGUCAGAAGGUGUUAAAGAAGGAUAGAACCUUUUUAUGUAUGCAACUACAGCAGCAAGAAUUCUUAUCGCAAAAUACUGGAAGACUCAAGAUUUACCCACACUGGAAGAGUGGCAGACGCAAUUGAUGGGCUACAUGGAAUUGGCCGAGAUGACUGCCAGGAUCCGAGAUUUGGAGGAAGAAGCAAUGGAGGAGGAUUGGAAAAAAUUUAAAGAUUAUUUACAAAAAUUUUAUAAGUUAUAUGAAUGUUAAGAAUUCGCAUGAUUAGGAAAUUCAGCUCCAGCAAUAAGAUUAAGGUAUGGGAAACUAAGCUAAAUUAAUGAAAGGACUAACGUUUAAAAGAACAUUAUAUAUAUUAUUAGUGUAAAUUGACAAUAAGCAUUUUAAACGCAAAUCACAAGUAUUUGAAAGAACAAAAGAAUGCACGAAAUAAGGUUAUAAUUUGCUGAAAAAUUUUAUUGUAAAGAACGCAAGGUGAGGGGACGGGGAAGUCCGGUUGGUUAUGGAAAAAUGCUUUGAAAAGAUGAUUUUCUUCUUUUUCUUUUUCUUUUCUGUUAUUUCUUUGUAUAUCUGACCUUGUAUUUCUAUCUGGAAAAAUGCAAUAAAAAAUAUUUAAAAAAAAAAAAAAAAAGAAUGGAUAGGUUUGAUCUUCUUGCAGUCCAUGGGACUCUCAAGAGUCUCCUCCAGCACCAGAAUUCAAAAGCAUAAGCACAAACUACAACUCCCGUAAUUCUUUGGGAAGAAUUAAACAGGUGUUGUGAAUGGAUGCACUUCCUAAUGCAGUUAGAUGUGGGAGGUAAUGUUGAAAAUACCUCUUUGGAUUCCUUUUGGUUUGAAGUUGCUACUCCCAUCAGUUUUGGAAAAAUCCUUGAUAUUCGCAGACAUAUAUUUCUAAAGUAUAUUCCUGUAGUAUUCAUAGCUGGGCAACAAAAGGGGCUAUGGGAUUUAAGGAAUCAGAAUUGUUUUUUUAAAAAAUAGAAUAUUUAUUAAGUUUUCUGUUUUACAAUUUAAAAUACUCAUUUUUCAUCCUUAAGAUAUCGGUGACCUUCUUCUCUUUCCAUGGUUCAUCCUGCACAUCAUAAAUCCCAGCAUAUUUUACAAAAACUAAACCAUUCAUUAUUCCGUUAUUGCAUCCAUCAAAAUUUAUUUACACUGUUGAAUUUGUCUUAAUGCUGCCCACGUUUUCAGCUGUACGCAAUUAUUUCCCACAUAUUCAAUAAACGUUUUCCAAUCUCCUUUAAACGUAUGUUCUUCUUGUUCUCUUAUUCUAUAUGUUAAGUCUGCAAGUUGUGCAUAUUCAGUCAACUUAAGUUUCCAAUCUUCUUUGGUUGGGACCGGACUAACGAAACACGGGUUGCAGUACUAGCGUACGUAAAUAACCUUUUUUGACACCUGGGAGUUUCAGUCUGAAUUAUCUCCAACAGAAAGGACUAUGGUUUUUGGGGGGAAAGUACCGUAUUUUUCGCUCUAUAACACGCACCCGACCAUAACACGCACAUAGUUUUUAGAGGAGGAAAACAAGAAAAAAAAUAUUCUAAACGAAACAGUGGAUGUAUGAUUUUUGUGGUUCAUGCUGUGGCCACAGACAUGUGAUCUGACGGUGAGUUUGGGGUAGCCCAAUGCAAAAAUCCUGAGGAUCCAUGUGGAUCCAUGCCUUGUAACCACGUUUUAAGUGGGGAGGGAAGGAAAAGCACUCAAGGGACAAGGAGCACGCGUGGGGUGUGUGGAGAAGGAUGCUGCUAAUAAUGCAGGCGAGGGGUUUAAGGGGAGAAGGAACAUGCGUGGGGUGUGUGGAGAAGGAUGCGGCUAAUAAUGCAUAUAAGAGGAGAAGGCUCCUUUCCUCUCCUGCUUUGCUCCUUUAAAGCAAGCAGGCUCUGCUUCUCUCCCUCCUCCCAGCUCGCUGAAAAACUUUGCUGCUAUUUAGCGAGCUGAGUGGGGAGGAGAGAGGGACAGAGAGCCUGCUUGCUUUAAAGGAGCCUCUCCUCUCCCGCUUUGCUCCUUUAAAGCAAGCAGGCUCUCUGUCCCUCAGCGGCUCUUCUCCCGCUUUGCUGUUUCAAAGCGAGCCACGGAGGAGGGAAGGAAGGGAAACCAUGGAUCCUCUGCUCAUGACUGCAGCAGAUCCCCCGCCAUCCAUAGGCAUUCGCUCCAUAACACGCACAGACAUUUCCCCUUACUUUUUAGGAGGAAAACAGUGCGUGUUAUGGAGCGAAAAAUACGGUACUUUAAAAAAAAAUUCAAUUCAUUAUGGAUCAUUUCCCAAUAUACUUUUACAAGUCCACCACAUAUGAAAGUCCACCUCUUGCUUAGAUGUAUAAGACCGAAUUAGUGCUGGAGAUGCAUAGAAUCAGAACUGUAGACUUGGAAGGGACCCCAAGGUCAUCUAGUCCAACCCCCUACAAUCCUGGAAGAAUAAAUACCCACUGUCUAUUAAGCAGUGGUCUGAGCACCUCACUGCUUUGGCUACAUACUAACACAUUUUAUAUAGGCGUAAAUUUUGUGUGGAUACCUGUUUACACAUCUGUAAGACUUGCAUUAACUUACAGAUUUUAUUUAAGAUCUAUACAGAAGAUCGCGAGAUGUGGGUGGCGCUGUGGGUUAAACCACAGAGCCUAGGGCUUGCCGAUCAGAAGGUCGGCAGUUCGAAUCCCUGCGAUGGGGCGAGCUCCCGUUUCUCGGUCCCAGCUCCUGCCCACCUAGCAGUUCGAAAGCACGUCAAAGUACAAGUAGAUAAAUAGGUACCGCUCCGGUGGGAAGGUAAACGGCGUUUCCGUGCGCUGCUUCAUGCUGUCCACAUGACCCGGAAGCUGUACCUGGGAAGCUGGCUCCCUCGGCCAAUAAAGCAAGAUGAGCGCCGCAACCCCAGAGUCGGUCACGACUGGACCUAAUGGUCAGGGGUCCCUCUACCUUUACCUUACAGAAGAUCUCUAGGUUCCCAGUGUGAAUUGAUGAUUGCUGUUAUUGUUUUCGAUGUCUUUCUUUCUUCUUUAAUGUACUUACUAUUUCUUCCCUCUUUUUUCUUUGCCAUGUUGAAUGUGCUAAGAAAAAUAAAUCAAUAAUAAUAAGGCGUGACAGGGAGAUGUUCUCUUCUCCCCCAGGAUCUGGUGACCUUCCAGGAGGUGGCUGUGCAUUUCACAGAGGAGGGGUGGACCCUGCUGGAUCAGGACCAAAGGUCUCUUCACAGGGAAGUCAUGGAGGAAAAUUGCUGGAUCGUGGCUCCUCUGGGUAAGGCGCCCUUUUUAUUGUGCUUGGCUUUCUUAGUAGUGGUGCCCUCCCUGUGGAACGCCCUCCCAUCAGAUGUCAAGGAAAUAAGCAGCUAUCCUAUUUUUAAAAGACAUCUGAAGGCAGCCCUGUUUAGGGAAGUUUUUAAUAUUUAAAUGCUGUAUUGUUUAUAACACUCAAUUGUGAGCCGCCCAGAGUGGCUGGGGAAACUCAGCAGCCAGAUGGGUGGGGUGUAAAUAAAUUGUUAUUGUUGUUGUUGUUAAAACAAAAAACAAGCAAACAGUUUGCAAGUUCUAACAAAUUAUUGGAGCUUUCAUUUCUGUACUCUUACCCCAUGGCAUCACACACACACACACACACACACCGAGUUUUCCUCACUAAGUCAGCUGCCUUCUGGCUUCCCAGAAUCUUUUUCUAAAUCACGGUAGGUGGUGAUGUCAGAGGCUGCUUCCUUCCUUCUGAGCAUUGGGCUAGGACCUGGGAGACCAGGGUUCAAAUCCCCCCCCCACCUUGGCAAUAAGUUUUAUUAAACAUUUUGACAGCCACUGCUUUCCCAUCCCUGAUUGGCUAAACAGAUUCUGAAUAUUCUAAGGCAGGCACCCCCAAACGUGGCCCUCCAGUUGUUUUGGGACUACAACUCCCAUCAUCCCUAGCUAACAGGACCAGUGGUCAGGGAUGAUGGGAAUUGUAGUUCCAAAACAUCUGGAGGGCCAAGUUUGGGGGUGCCUGUUUUAAGGUCACCCAAUGGGCUUCGUAGUCAGAAGAACAGUCCUGGCCUCCAUGGUCUCAGUCUUGCACUUAGUGCAUAGCACCAGUUCUAGUUGAUGGGACUCAUUUAAAGCAUAUCCCAGGCAAAUGAGGAUUCCCGCAAAGCAGAGGUUGGAUGGCCAUCUGUCCUGGAUGCUUUAGCUGGGAUUCCUGCAUUGCGGGGGGUUGGACUAGAUGACCCUGGGGUCCCUUCCAACUCUACAAUGCUCUGAUUAAUCCUGGGAACAGUAGUUUGUUAAAGCUACUGCAAAUAAUAAUGCAGUUAUCUCAGCAAGUGUAAAAUUAUUAGCAAGUCGUCGUAAUUUUUAUAAAUGCAUUCCAAUUAUCAUUACACUUAUACGUACACAACCUGCCUCUAGAGGCCACCUGUUUCUAUGCUGCCAGCAUUGUCAUGUCUUCCCUCCAUUGAUCAAAAGGGGGUCAUGGUAUUAUAUUUCCAAUAUACUGUACCGCGUUGCAUUACAAUUUCAUUCAUUUAUUUUUUUCUAUUUGUCCCCCCCCCCCUUUUUCUUUGCUCCCACUUUUUUUUUCUCACUGAAAGCUUUCAAUAAAAUAUAAACAUUUUAAAAGGGGCUACUCUUCUUCUUCUCCUUUGGCGAUCUCUUGUAGCUGAGUAAGGUUGUCUUCCAAGAACACGGUCUUAACAGUGAGUCCAUAAGUGACUGUGGAGGCCAAUUCUGGAUCCACACGUCCUUCCACAGUGGGGACUUUUGUUUCUGGGCAGGAGUUGAUCACAGUGAGGGUUUGCCAAGCCUGCCUUCCUCUUAGCAUGUUUCUCUCUUUCGUCCUGAGUCUGAGCGUCUUCAAAGCCCAUGACACCUUCGGUAAAGGCUGUUCUCCAAUUGGAGCGCUCGCAGGCCAGUGUUGCCCAGUUGUUUAUACUACUGCAAAUAGUAGCUGUGUGAGGGGGGAACUACAAUUCCCAUGAUUCUUUGUGGGAAGUCAUGUGCUUUAAAUGCCUGUUGGAUUACCUUUAAGUGUAGGUAGGCAAACUAAGGCCUGGGGGCCAGAUCAGGCCCAAUCGCCUUCUAGAUGCGGCCCACGGACAGUCCAGGAAUCAGCGUGUUUUUGCAUGAGUAGAAUGUGCCUUUUAUUUAAAAUGCAUCUCUGGGUUAUUUGUGGGAUCUGCCUGGUGUUUUUACAUGAGUAGAAUGUGCCUUUUAUUUAAAAUGCAUCUCUGGGUUACUUGUGGGGCAUAGGAAUUCGUUCAUAUAUUUUUUUCAAAAUAUAGUCCGGCCCCCCACAAGGUCUGAGGGACAGUGGACCGGCCCCCUGCUGAAAAAGUUUGCUGACCUCUGCCUUUAAGUAUGUUGUGAAAAGCUGCUCCGUAACAGCUAACUGUGUGCCUUCAUGGAUUUCGGGUUCCCGUUUUCCCUUGGGUCCUCACCAGUUGUUUUUCUCUCUCUUCCUUCCAGGAGCUGACGGGCAGGAGCGUGAGAGCGCAAGAAGCCCGCAGGUUGUUGCUGGAAAGAGGCAGCUGCAACAAAGGGGAAGAGCAGACAGCAGAAAUGGAAUCAAAACCGGAGGAGGGCAAGUCUCAAAGUGUUGACAGCUCUGCAGUCCCGAUCCAAGAAGACGCAGGCAAAGGAGAGGAAAGGAGCCAGGACUUUGGUUGCAAGUCAAGCCUCGGUGCUCAUUGGAAAAUCCACACCGAGGAAGAACCAUUUAAAUGUGCAGACUGUGAGAAGAGCUUCUAUAGUAAAUCAGCCCUGAAGAAACAUCAGAGAAUCCACACAGGGGAGAAACCAUUUAAAUGUUUGGAUUGCGGACGGUGCUUCCGUUGGCCCACGAGCCUUACUUCCCAUCGCAGGAUCCACACCGGGGAGAAACCGCACAAAUGCUUGGAGUGUGGAAAGAGCUUUGGUUCUUACGAAUACCUUACUAUCCAUCAGAGAAUCCACACGGGAGAAAAACCCUUUAAGUGCCUGGAGUGCAGAAGGGGCUUUAGCAGGAGCGAUGCCCUUGCGUCGCACCAGAGAAUCCACACAGGGGAGAAACCAUACGAAUGCUUGGAGUGUGGAAAGACGUUUCUCCACAGCCAAAGCCUCAUUUAUCACGAACAGCUUCACACAGGAGUGAAGCCGUAUACGUGCUUCGAGUGUGGGUGCAGCUUUAGUAGAAGAAGCAGCCUCACUUCGCAUAAAAGAAUCCACACAGGGGAGAAACCCUUUAAAUGCCCAGAGUGUGGAAAGAGCUUCAGUUUGGCCUCGGGACUGAAUUCUCACCGGAGAAUUCACACAGGAGAAAAGCCGUAUUCGUGCUUCGAGUGUGGGAAGAAGUUUGGCAACCGCUCAAGCCUCACUUCCCAUCAAAGAAUACACACGGGAGAGAAACCAUUUAAAUGCUCCGAGUGCGGGAAAACCUUCAGCAGAAGCGCCAACCUGAAUUUGCAUCAGAGAAUCCACUCGGGAGACAAACCCUAUAAAUGCCUGCAGUGUGGAAACAGCUUCACUAGGAGCACUAGCCUCACUUCUCAUCAGAGAAUCCACACGGGCGAGAAACCGUUCAAAUGCCUGGAGUGUGGAAAGAGCUUCAUCCAGAGGUCUUGCCUUACUUCUCAUCAAAGAACCCACGCUGGGGAGAAGCCGUUUACGUGCUCCGAAUGUGAAAAGAGAUUCAGUACUAAGAAAACCCUUGCUUUACACAAGCGGCUUCACACAGGGGAGAAGCCUUUUAAAUGCUCGGAGUGCGGAAAGAGCUUUAACAGGAGGGAUGCCCUCCUCUCCCAUCAGAAAAUCCACUUGGGGGAAAAGCCGUACAGAUGCUUGGAAUGUGGGAAGAGCUUUGUUUUGACCAAGUACCUCAGUAAACAUCAAAGAACGCACACUGGAGAGAAGCCAUAUAAAUGCUCUGAGUGUGGGAAGAGGUUUAUCAACGGCAAAAGUCUCUCUUACCACCAGCAGCUGCACACUGGUGCGAAACCUUUUGGAUGUUUGGAGUGUGGGAAGAGCUUUCGCCAGAGUUCAGACCUUACUUCUCACCAAAGAACCCACACGGAGGAGAAACCGUACACGUGUUUGGAGUGCGGAAAGAGUUUCAGGAAGAUUGGCAAUCUUGCCUCCCACCAGAGGACUCACAUGGAAGAGAAACCGUACAUGUGUCUGGAGUGCGGAAAGAGCUUCAGGAAGAGCAGCAACCUCUCUUCCCACCAAAGGACUCACACAAAGAAAGAAGCCUACAAUUGUCUGGAGUGCGGAAAGAGCUUCAGUUGGCUUAACUCCUAUACUUUACAUCAAAGAAUUCACACAGGAGAGAAACUGCUAAAGUCCACGCAAGGUGGAAUGAGUUCCUGUGAGAGCACCGGCUCACAUCAAACUAUCGACUCUGGGAAAGAAACUAUAAACAUGCUUAGAAUGUGGCAAGGGCUUUAG
Molecule: messenger RNA, 9588 nt
Organism: Podarcis lilfordi (Lilford's wall lizard)
Lineage: Eukaryota; Metazoa; Chordata; Lepidosauria; Squamata; Lacertidae
Source: the annotation of a GenBank genome assembly